This is a messenger RNA of Blastomyces gilchristii SLH14081, 272 nucleotides long. RefSeq lists its product as uncharacterized. The transcript has a single exon. Lineage: Eukaryota; Fungi; Ascomycota; Eurotiomycetes; Onygenales; Ajellomycetaceae. The record is from RefSeq and is a predicted model, not a curated record. The annotation marks the transcript as partial.
UCUAUUUCUGAUUCAGCUAGUAUUCUGUGUACACUCUUACAAAGAAACUUUCACUAUAUUAUAUUACUUAUUCACUAACUUUUUUCAUUCUUUAAUCAUCUUCUUCAUUGUCAUUAUUAUUAAUCAUUAUUAUUUUAUUCAAGAUUUCUGCUUCUUCUUCUGUUUAACAUCUUCUAUCUGUUUAUCUAUUAUAUUAUAUAUAUUUCUGACAAUGACUCUCUAUUCUUAUAAUAAGUGUUAUUAUAGUACUUAUACUGAGCAGUUCAUUAGCA